Molecule: messenger RNA, 855 nt
Organism: Rhipicephalus microplus (southern cattle tick)
Lineage: Eukaryota; Metazoa; Arthropoda; Arachnida; Ixodida; Ixodidae
Source: RefSeq, a predicted model, not a curated record
GCUGCCAAGGACUCAAGCUAGUCGUUUCAUUUAAAAACGUACUGUGCUAUUGUGCAGCCUCAUCGCAAACCAUGAAGGUAUUCGCAGCCAUUGCUCUCUUCACCCUUGUGGCUUCCGUGGCGUUCGCCGAAGAGGUUGCUAAGAAGGACGAGAAAAAAGAAGAUAAAAAGGACGUGGAGGGACGCGGCGGCGUGCUCGGAGGCCUUGGUGGUUACGGCGCUGGAGUUGGUCCUGGCCUUGUGGGUGCUGGACUUGGAGGCCCAGGUCUUGUCGGUGGUGGAGUCGUUGGCAACCCUGCCUUGGUUGGAGGAGGCCUUGGGCAUGGAGUAGGCCUAGGGCAUGGAGUCGGCCUUGGCCAUGGAGUCGGCCUUGGCCAUGGAGUUGGCGGUGGCUUCCAGUCCGGCUAUGGGUCUUCGGCAGGAGGCCAUCAGUCUGGAUACAGGGGCGGUGCCGCUGGACACAACCAAGGAUCCGGUGCUUUUGCUGGGGGUUCUUCCCACAGGAACGUGAAUGCCUACAACAACAACCAGGGAUACAACCACAACUCAGGCUUCUCUGCCAGUGACAGCAAGAGCUUCGGCACUGGCCAACAGCAGGGUUCCUCCGGUUUCCAGGGAGGCGCCGCCGGACACCAGGGCGGAUUCGGACAGUCUUCUUUCGGGAAUGCUGCGGGUGUGGGCCAUGCGGGCGUCGGCCUUCUUGGAUAAGAGUAGAGCUUGCCAAAAGAGUUCGUGCAGCAGUGGAAAUCAUAUCAACGAGACAAAUACAUCAAGCAACACUUCAUUACUCAGGCAUUUGACGCUUACAAAGACAUCAAGUUCACCAAAUGAUCAAUAAAAACUUCACACUGAUUCA